Trichoplax adhaerens is the source of this 1311-nucleotide messenger RNA. RefSeq lists its product as uncharacterized. Gene Ontology annotation, molecular function: 5'-nucleotidase activity. Bases 1 to 1311 code for a protein of 436 amino acids. NCBI's taxonomy places the organism in Eukaryota, Metazoa, Placozoa, Uniplacotomia, Trichoplacea, Trichoplacidae. The record is from RefSeq and is a predicted model, not a curated record. The transcript has 12 exons.
AUGGCGACGCUGGAGGAUCCACUUCAUGCUAUUGGAUUCGAUUUAGAUCAUACUCUAAUUCGAUACAAAUUAGAACCAUUUAUGAAGAUGAUUUAUGAAUCGAUAGCACUUCAUAUGGUUCAUGAUUUUGGCUAUGACGAACGAUUACUUCAAUUUGAUGACGAUUUAAUGGAUUUUUGUUUUAAGGGCAACUUUCUCGAUCGAAAUCGGGGUAACUUUCUAAAAGUAGCAGACAAUGGUUAUAUAAUCAGAGCAUGUCAUGGUAGUAAGCUAAUGAGCGAUGAUGAGCUGGCUACUACUUAUGGAAAGGAAAGAAUAUUUCCCUACUUUGCAGAUGUCAAGGAUACCUAUGAUUACAGUAAUAUGUGCUACUUUUUCGAUGGAUAUUAUGAAAUUCCAACUUCUGCUAUUGCAGCUCGAUUAAUCGAUUUCGUAGAUGCAAAGAAAGAAAGAAAGGCUCCAUAUAAGAUCUGGGGUAAUAUUCAAAAUUCAGUCUUUAAGGUCUUUUUCUACAAGAAUUUUAAAGAACAUACCUGCAGGUUUUUUAAGUUAUUAUUUACUGAGCCUGAAAAGUACGCAGAACGUUGCUCUGAUAAACUAGUAAAUUAUUUGAAGUCUUUAAAACAACGUGGCAAGAAACUAUUUAUCAUCACUUAUUCGACCGUAGAAACUGCCACUCUAAUGUUGGAUUAUAUUUUGGGUCCCGAUACGUGGCGUGAAUUAUUUGAUAUUGUUGUUGUGGAUGCAAAAAAGCCAGAUAAUGAUAAAGAUGAAAAGAUCCCUUUUAACGAAAAAUGGAGUGAGCAUGGCGUAUACAUUGGGGGACAUUGUAGUCGAUUACUUGAAUUCUUAUCCUCAUCUACAGGAGAAGAAAACCCUAAUGUCAUGUAUUUUGGCGAUAGCAUUCGAUCCGACAUAGUUGGUCCCAAAAAAUUCUUAAAUUGGACAUGUGGAGCUAUUAUUGACGAACUUGGACCAGUAGCAUUUCCAGAUUCUCAGGAUGAAAGUCGAAAGAAAGUUGUCAGUUCAAAACGAUGGGGAUCAUUCUUCUAUGACUCACCUAAUUGUACGUCAGACUCGGAUGAUAAUUUGGACAGUAUUCGAACGUGUGAAUGGAAUACAUUUUGGGCUAAUGGAAUUAAAAAAUAUGCUGAUUUUUGCAUACCUUCGCUCCAAUAUUUUGUUGUUAAUCUAUGUUUAUAUGCAAAUAAUAUUUAUCCCACCCUUUGCCCAUAUUCGUCAUAUAAAGAUAACCCGAAAAGUAGCAUUGCUGAAUAUCCUCCCCAUCAAUGGCCUAAUGCAAGUUCUUAA